UAUGCAGUGAGCCAAACCCGCUGGGGCUAGAAGCCUGGUUUUGGAAUGCAUCCGAUUUAGCCAAUGAAGGGUCAGAAAAGCUGUUUCCAGCGAAGCUCAACGCGCAGGGGCGGGCUUUCCGUCUCCUCCUCACAGCGGGCGUUUUGUCUCCUCCCAGAACCCGCUGAGCAGCCAGGCCCGAGGCUGCAGGUCGCUGGGUCCCGGUGGAGAUGCCCCGAGGGAGAAGGCGCGCGAGUCGUGGCGCACACAGCACACGCGCGGGAGUUAAGCUCGAUGUCCCCGCCCGGGUGACCCGCUCCAGGGCCCGGACAGGGACCGCCCUUCCCGCCGCGGCCUCUGCUCCCGCCGCUCCCGCCCGGCUCCGCACACACAGUCCGAUGGCGGCGCCCGCCCCGAGGCGCGGGGCUGAGGUUGGCGUGACCUUGGAGGACAUUGCCCUGUACUUCUCCAAGAAGGAAUGGAGCCUCCUUGAUGAGGGUCAGAGACAGCUGUACCUGAAUGUGAUGCUGGAGAACUUUGAACUUGUAUCCUCCCUGGGUUGCUGCUGUGGCGCAGAGGAUGUGGCGACUCCCCCUGAACAGAAGGUUUCUGUAAGAGUGUCACAGGCCAGGAAUCCCAAGGUAGCCUUGUCCUCCCAGCAGAGCCACCCCUGUGGGAGUUGUGGGCCAGUCUUGGGAAACAUUUUCCAGCUGGUUGAACUGAAGGAAACCCAACACAGCCAGAGACUGUUGAGGUGUGGAGCAUGUGCAAAAAGAUUUUAUUUCCGUGCAAAAUUUGACCAGCACCAGAAGCAGCAUAGGAGAGAGAAGCCUUUCGUUAAAGAUGUGGACAGCAUCUCUCUUGCAAGGGGCGGUGAUUUUAGUGUGUCACAGAAACCUUUUACCUGUGGGGAAUUUGGAGAAGACAUGUUAACCGGGUCAGGACAUCUACAGCAACAGGCUACUCCCACCAGGGAUAGAACAAAUGAAAUCUUGACAUCUGAGGUGAGUUUUCAAAGCAGAAAUAACGACAUCCGGAAAGAAUAUCAUAAAACCAUUGGCAGCAUCCACACAUUUGUUCAGGACAGGAAUAUUUGUACUGAAAGACAGCGUUUUGUGUGCCAGGAAUGUGGAAAAUGUUUUAGCAAAAUUUCUACUCUUCACUGUCAUCAGAGUGUUCACUCCGGAAAAAGACGUUAUGAGUGUGGUGAGUGUGGUGAGUGUGGGAAGUCUUUUUCAAGGAUGUAUUACCUUCCUUAUCAUCAGAGAGUUCACACUGGAGAAAGGCCUUAUGAGUGCAGUGAGUGUGGGAAAUCUUUUUUCAGUAGCUCUGGCCUUCAUUAUCAUCAGAGAUUUCACAGAGGAGAAAGGCCUUAUGAGUGCAGUGAAUGUGGGAAAUCUUUUAGCUGUAGCAGUGCCCUCCGCAGUCAUCAGAGAGUUCACACGGGAGAAAAGCCUUUUGAGUGCAGUGAGUGUGGGAAAUCUUUUACUGGUAGCAGUGGCCUCCGUAGUCACCAGAGAGUUCACACUGGAGAAAGGCCUUAUGAGUGCAGUGAGUGUGGGAAAUCUUUUUUCAGUAGCUCUGGCCUUCAUUAUCAUCAGCGAUUUCACACAGGAGAAAGGCCUUAUGAGUGCAGUGAAUGUGGGAAAUCUUUUAGCUGUAGCAGUGCCCUCCACAGUCAUCAGCGAUUUCACACAGGAGAAAAGCCUUAUGAGUGCAGUGAAUGUGGGAAAUCUUUCAGCUGUAGCAGUGGCCUCCGUAGUCAUGAGACAGUUCACACUGAAGAAAGGCCUUACGAGUGCCUUGCAUGUGGAAAAUCUUUUAAGAGUAGCAAUGGCUUUCAAUAUCAUCAGAGAGUUCACACUGGAGAAAAGCCUUAUGAGUGCAACAAAUGUGGGAAAUUUUUUAUCAAAAUCCAAGGCCUUCAUAAGCAUCAGAGAGUUCACACUGGAGAAAAGCCUUACGAGUGCAAUGAAUGUGGGAAAUCUUUUUCAAGAAAGGAAUCCCUUUGUUAUCAUCAGAGAGGUCACAGUGGAAUAAGGCCUUAUGUGUGUCAUGAAUGUGGAAAAUCUUUUACAAGUAGCACUGGCCUCCAUUAUCACCAGAGAUUUCACACUGGAGAAAAGCCUUAUGAGUGCAGUACAUGUGGCAAAUUUUUUACCAGCAGAAGUGGCCUUGUACAUCAUCAGAGAGUUCACACUGGAGAAAGGCCUUAUGUGUGCCCUAAAUGUGGGAAUUCUUUUACUAGUAGCAAUGGCCUUGUAGGUCACCUGAGACUUCACACUGGAGAAAGGCCAUAUGAGUGCAGUGAAUGUGGGAAGUCUUUUACCAGGAUUCAUAGCCUUCGCUAUCAUAAGAGAGUUCACAGUAGAGAAAGGACUUAGGAGUGGAGUUAAUGUGGGACAUCUUUUAGCCAAACUUGUAACCUCACCAUCACAUAAGAGUUUACGUGGGAGGAAGGUCUGAGAUGUCUAGGAAACUGAUAGCUUAUUCAGUUUUGUUUUGUUUUAUGUUUUGAGUAUUUAUUAUAGGCCAGGUGUUAAGGAUAGGGAACUUAUCCUGCUUUCAUGGAGUUUACAAUCUAGCAAAGAACCUAAGGAUGAUAAAAGAAAUAUUUUACUCUUUCCUUUGUUUGCUGCCUCAUGUUUUUCAAGUUGAUUGUAUAAACCAUUUUUGGUGAGAAAAGUCAGCUUCCAUCUACACCUUCAUACAUAAAAGGAAAAUGUCGUCGUCAUCUAUUGCAUAUCCAGGACUCAUAGCAUCCAAGAGUUUCAAGGCUGGGAAAGAAGUUUCUAUAAAGAAACUCAGAUCUAGUUUUGGUCUCCUGAAAUUUCAUUUCUCUGAUGUCAGAUGAAUCCAGCUUCUAACUAGGAUGAAGUUGAACUAUAGGAUCUGUCAACUAGCAUCAUCUCCUUUAUGGUCCUGUAAGCCUAUCACCAUCCCUGCUGAGAAUGUCCAAAUGCAAGUCCACUUGUUUAGGGGGUCUGCAGCAGAUGUAACAGAGGCUUUCAAAUAACAAUUCUGGGCUAGCACACAGGGCGCUGAAGGCCAGGUCUUUCUUCUUCAGUGGAUCCCAUCUUUAACCGGUCUAUCACCAACAGGAGAGAGCCUUAGUUCAGUUUUAACAACACUGAGGGAAGCACUGAAGCCUCAUUUGUCUGAAUUGAAGCUCAUAUGUCCAAACGUAUGGACAAGUGGACUUGCAUUUGGACAUUCUCAGCAGGAAUGGUUAUAGGCUGACAGGACCAUAAAGGAGACAGAUGAUGCUAGAUAGUUGAUAGAUCCUAUAGUUCAACCAUGGCGGGGGGGAGGGGGGGGUUCCCCGUAAGUUUAUGUGGGACGCAUGUGUGCACAUUGCACUUUCUAAAUUUCCCCAGGUGUCUUGCCAGAUCUAAGUCACUGCAUAUUUUUGUCACAUAAACUAUUUCACAUGUACCACCUGGAAGGUAUCGACAGAUGGCAUCCAUCACCAUCCUACUGUGCUCAGAGAAGCUAACUGUUCUCUGAUUUUUUUGGAGAAAAUAAGGAGUAGCCUGCAUUUUUAGGAAGUCUUUAUUCCUUUUACUCUCAGUAAUUGGUGCACGGAUCUGACUCACUUUUGCCCCCAAGAACAUCACCUGAGUUUAGCCAGAGGCUUGCAGAAUAACUGCCUUGUUCAAGGACAUGCUUUCCCUAGAUGCCAGUGAUUAAUUUUUUUAAAAUAUAUUUUUAAAUUGAUUUCAGAGAGGAAGGGAGGGGAGAGAGAGAUAGAAACAUCAAUGAUGAGAGAGAAUCAUUGAUCAGCUGCCUCCUGCACACCCCACACAGA
Myotis myotis is the source of this 3787-nucleotide messenger RNA. Its product is annotated as zinc finger protein 883-like. The record is from RefSeq and is a predicted model, not a curated record. Bases 210 to 2363 code for a protein of 717 amino acids. Gene Ontology annotation, biological process: regulation of immune system process; regulation of cytokine production; negative regulation of transcription by RNA polymerase II. The transcript is spliced from 3 exons. Lineage: Eukaryota; Metazoa; Chordata; Mammalia; Chiroptera; Vespertilionidae.